AAUAAUAAUAAUAUUAUUAUUAUUGACAGUACUAAUCCACAGAAACAUCACACCAGUCACAGAUUUUUCGAAGCCUUCUCAGACAUUGACCCGUUCGGGCGAGAUCGGACCACUCGAAGUUUUACGAAAGCGCACGACUGUGACGUCAACGAUUACUCCCAUCCCGGUCACGUCAGAUCACCUUUUAUUUGCCCACUAGCGACAAUUAUAUUAUGCGAUAAGUUGCCGACACAAGUGUCGAUAUUUCAGAUGACUGAAUUGACGAUAGAAAAUAAAAAAAGUGAUCGAAAUAAUGAU
Cotesia congregata is the source of this 297-nucleotide messenger RNA. The record is from the annotation of a GenBank genome assembly. Lineage: Eukaryota; Metazoa; Arthropoda; Insecta; Hymenoptera; Braconidae.